AUGGCGACCCGCAACACAAGACGUUUUGCGUUCCGCAGUUCAGCAAGACUGAAUCCAAAGGUUUAUGGCCCUUUCUUUUUCGAGGGAAACACAAAUACGGGGCAAGCGUAUCUCGAAAUGCUGCAGAAAUGGCUCUUUCCACAACUUGAUGAAGAUUCCGAUUACUUCAUUUUUCAGCAAGAUGGAGCACCGCCACAUUGGCACCUGCAGGUUCGACGUUUUCUAAGUGACAAACUGACCCAACAGAUCCGCCUGCAGCUGGUCGAGCAGCUCAAGUGCCUGGAGCAGCAGACAGAGCUGCGGCAGCAGCUGCUGCAGGACUUCCAGGACUUCUUCCGUCGCCGCUCGGAGCUGGAGUUGGAGUACGCGCGGGGCCUGGACCGCCUGGCCGAGCGCUUCCUUGGCCGCGCCCGCGCCGCUCGCGAUCAUCCCCAACUCAGGCGCGAGCAGAGCGUGCUGUCACCUGUCAACUGCUGGUACCUGCUGCUGAACCAGACGCGGCGUGAGAGCCGAGACCACUCGGCCAUCAGCGACAUCUACAUCAACAACCUGGUCCUGCGCUUCAGCCAGAUAGGGGAAGAUUCCACGCGGCUGCUCAAGAAGGAAAUGCCCGUUAGUUAUUUCCCACUCCUCCAGCCGCUUCGGCCCUGGAACCGGGUAUUUCUAAAUCACAGUCACUGGAAGUACCCGCAGCACACCAUUACCGAUCUCGAGCUAGCAAACGGGUAUAACGAAGAUAGCUAUUAUCCCGCAUUAAAACAGUUCACCCAACUGUACGGUCGUCGCUACGUUCUACGCGCUCUAAUGACGCAACUUCCAGGAAGUGCGCAGAGCACUGAUUCCGGUCUCUUCAUAGAAGAUGAUACUACAGUUUGCGUACAGGUCAAGGAAACCAUCGGCUCGGUCUAUUUGAACAAAGGCUGUUAUCAUGCCAAGUCCAUCUACUCUCUUUUAACCGUCAGCGCCAACAGCCGGAUAAUAGAUACCCAUGCCGGCAUGGAGCUCGAUCUUGGAAAUUCUUUCUCUGACUCGUCAUUAACGUUCACUGAGGGUUUAAUCGACGUAUGGACGCACGGUUUAUCGAUGGGAAAAUUACGAGACGGUCCCGUAGACGCAUCGACCAAAUUUCAGCGCAUUACUGUAGGUCCCCCCAAGUCUAAAAGUUGUCUACCGCCCUCCUCAGCCGAGUCCGAAUCGGCCGAUGCGCGUUUCGGGAAUGUUUACAGAUGGAUCGAGCAUGAACAAGUACCCUUGCGGUUCUACGGCUGCGGCUUUAUAGACGGUGGGAGCUCGGCUGGCGAAAACCAAACGAGUAGCAAAACAUACGGAGACGAUCCAUUGGAGGACGAACAGAGCAGUCGCGACAUCAACUCCGUUGCCGGGGUGCUCAAGCUCUACUUCCGCGGCAUGAAGACGCCGCUUUUCCCGAAGGAGAAGUUCCACGACCUCAUCUCCUGCGUCCAAAUCGAAAGCUCGUCGGAGCGAGCUGCCGGGAUCCGCAAAGUCAUUCAGACCCUGCCGCCUCCCGUCGUCGUGGUCAUGAGAUACCUAUUCGCAUUUCUCAACCACCUCUCCCACUACAGCGACGAGAACAUGAUGGAUCCCUACAACCUGGCCGUGUGCUUUGGCCCCACGCUCAUGCAAGCGCCCGACGACCAAGACUUGGUGUCGUCUCAGACGCACGUCAACGAGGUCAUGAAGAGCGUCAUCCAGCAGCACGAGUUCAUCUUCCCCGGGCAGCGCGACCUCCCGGGUCCCAUCUACGAGAAGUGCAUGACGGGCGAAGAUUACUGUGAUGGGCUGCCCUGUGGCUCCACGCUGCCGGAGGAGGUGGACGUUGACACUGGCACAGAGCCUCGCUCCAGCGAUGAUGAGUCUGAGCCGAUCGAGGCUAUUGCCAAGUUUGACUAUGUGGGGCGAUCGGCGCGCGAGCUCAGCUUCAAGAAGGGCUCGUCGCUGCUCCUGUACCAGCGCGCGUCCGAAGACUGGUGGGAGGGGCGGCACAACGGCGUGGACGGCCUCAUCCCGCACCAGUACAUCGUGGUGCAGGACACUGAAGACACGCUGUCCGACAGCUUGAGCCAGAAGGGAGACAGCGAGGCGAGCAGCGGCCCCCUCCUGGAUGAGAAGACGUCCUCCAAGCACGACAUUCACUCCCCCACCGAGCAGCUGCACGAGCCGCAGUUUGAACGGCAUCGGUUGCGCGCGGAGGGCGCGGCGCUGAACAUGCGCGACCCGGCCCGGCGUAGCAGCGACGGCCGCAGCCCCGUGCGUGGCCCGCCCCCUCCGUCCGCGGACGCCACCCCGUCACGGCCGCCCUCCUCCGCGCACCACCUGCAGCAGCCGAGGGUGGGCAGCGUGCGGGCGGCCGUGGCGGCGGCCACGCAGGCGCAAGGCAGCCCGGAGCGGAGGAGGUUGGGCAGCACGGGUAGCGGUGGUGGUGGCGGUGGCGGCGGCGGCAGUGGCGUUGUGGGUGGUGGAUUCCCGCAGAGAUUGGCCGCGCCGCCCGAAAGCCCCACGGGGAGAAGUUCAACGUCAUCGAGUCGACACAGCAGCCUCGACGAGCCCAAGAUCACUCACGCCGAGGAGAUGGACGACUCUGUGAACUCGGCGCUCAGCGACCUCCGUGAGCUGCAGAGGCAGAGCUCGGCACGGCACACGCCAGAUGUGGUACUGGACACGUUGGAUACUCUGAAACCACCGCCAGGCCCCGCGGCACCCAUCCCUGGCAGCCCCUCGCACCGCCUCGGCGUUCCCGCAGCCCCGCCGGGGCCAUCCGUACGCCGCAGCGCGAGCAGCGCCAGCGAGAUCAUGACCACCUUCCGCCCGCUCCUGGAAGCAAAACUGAGCUCGCAGUUGAAGUCUCAACAGCAGCAACAGCAGCAGCAGCUGGGAGCAAGGCCGAGGCAGGGAGGCGGGGCUGCAGGGCAGCCAAGGCCAGCGGCGCCUGGCACGCCCGACAAGUCGUGCACUAUGUGA
Molecule: messenger RNA, 2979 nt
Organism: Callorhinchus milii (elephant shark)
Lineage: Eukaryota; Metazoa; Chordata; Chondrichthyes; Chimaeriformes; Callorhinchidae
Product: SLIT-ROBO Rho GTPase-activating protein 3-like
Exons: 19
Coding region: 1-2979 (992 amino acids)
Biological process (GO): negative regulation of cell migration; signal transduction
Cellular component (GO): cytoplasm
Molecular function (GO): nucleic acid binding; protein binding
Source: RefSeq, a predicted model, not a curated record